AGUAGGAUGCGAACGUCUCCCUUUUAUAACCUCAAAAAUGCGCGAGAAGUAUCACACUCUUAUGGCGAAUUAAGCUUAAUAUAUUAUUUAAUUGGUGUUUAAGUGAACUGAUUACCAUCAUGCCUUCAAAGAAAAGAAAAUACAAUGCAAGGUUUCCUGCGGGGAGAAUUAAGAAGAUUAUGCAGACAGACGAGGAAGUGGGGAAAGUGGCGCAGGCCGUACCAAUCAUAAUCUCUCGCACCUUGGAGCUGUUUGUGGAGUCACUACUCACGAAGGCAAAGCAGGUGACAAUGGCGCGGAAUGCGAAGACUCUCAGUCCGUCGCACGUCAAGCAGUGCAUAUUGGCGGAGUCUAGAUUCGAUUUCCUAAGGGAUUUGGUAAAAAAUAUUCCGGAUGUGUCGGCAGCGGAAGAGAAGGAGAUCGUUAGUGCUGAAAGUUCGCCUAACUCAUCCAGGUUUUCAGACAUGUCAGCCCCACCUCGUAGGAUAGUUAGGCAAGAUUCGAACAGCUCCAGUGGUUCAGACUUCAAAGUGCAACCGAUCCAACCUCCAAGGGAGACCCUAAGGGCUCUAUCCUCUGAGACCGAGCUGCCAAACAGAAUACCAAAGAGCGAGCCGACAUCGACCCUAGUAUCUACAGAAGCAGCUAUAGACUUAACCAAGAAGAUAGAAGAAAAACCAGUUAGAACUGCUAAUUUCUACCAAGAGACACUUUUGACUGACGAAGUCCAGCACAAAAGUGUUAUCACCGCCAACCCUAUUUACACUCCACAACCCUCAACGAGUUACAACCUAACUCCGCUACAACCAGUUCAAAAUAUAGAAGUGGCUCUGCCCAAACAACCCAUGUUUUAUAUAGAUCUACAGCAUAAUAAUAAUCACCCAGAAACGGCACCUAGAACACCAGUCACUCCAAUAUUGAAUAUAGACUUUUCUAAAAACAUAACCAGGCCAGAAAUUAAAGUUUUAGAUACAGCUGGCGCAAAUAUAGCUGUACCAAAAGAAGUUAAGAAUUCAAUGAAACCUCUAUCGAGACAGAACUCGAAGCCGAAAGAAAUAAAAAAAGUUGAAAUAAAAACUAUGGUUCAGCCUCCAAUUAAUAUUGACCAUUUAAAUUCAGGCAACUUGCAGAUUGAUGAAGAUUACGAUACCUGACUUUAUUCGUUGUUUGUUUGUUUGUUUUUGUGUUGUGUUUAGAUACUGAAUACCGUUGUUCAAGACUAUACGCGCUAUGACUGAUAUUUGUGUAGUUUAUGUGAAUUUCAGUGUUAAUUUGAUGUAUAGGUAGAUUUAAAAGAUGUUUCAAAUGGGAUUUGUUAUAAAUCUAUGAACAAAAUGUUAUGAAUGUAAAGUUAUAAUAGUGAUAGUAGAAGGACGCUAUUACACUAUCAAGAAUAUGUAAAUCCACGUUAUUUAAUAUUGAGAGUAUUUUACAUUAUGAAUACAGUUAUGACUAAACAAUAUGUGCUACAAAUACAUUAUGUCAAUUACAUUACAUGCUUUACUCAUUGUUGUUUGAUACAGGCUGAAAUUGCCGCCGAUAGCAAUAUAUAAAAUUAAGAAUAAAACUAAUAAGACGAUAUAAAAAUGAAAGAUUAUAUAUAUUUCUAUUUUAAUAGUACCUUGUUAAAAUGCAAUAACCUUCUUAUUUAUCAAAACGUCUAAUACAUUUAUUUUAACUGUUGGAUAUAUAGAAUGAGUCAAAAAAAGCAGUCUUUUUAUUUUCCCGCGCAAAACGCAAUGUGCUACAGAUACACAAAUCAACUUGAAAAGCCAUAAUCUUUCUAGAUAUUUUCUUAAUGUGAAACAAUGACAAUUUGAUGUUAAUUAAAAUGUAUUUGUAAGUAUUCGUUUUCAUGAAUAAGAAGGUAAGAUUAAAGUAUAGAAUUUUAUAUAAAUACCUUUAAUGCUUUAACUUCUGAGAACUACAAUGGCGAGAUUAAGCGGUUGCUAGAUAUCUGUCUCACUGGAAUUCGCCUGGCAUUUAAGCGUAGCGUUUUUUUUUUACUAUUUUUAUGCUUUUGGCCUCUGGGCUUUACAGCUUCACGGAAC
Messenger RNA from Achroia grisella, 2051 nucleotides. RefSeq lists its product as uncharacterized. The record is from RefSeq and is a predicted model, not a curated record. The coding region runs from base 120 to 1154 and encodes 344 amino acids. Gene Ontology annotation, cellular component: negative cofactor 2 complex; nucleus. Gene Ontology annotation, molecular function: transcription corepressor activity; core promoter sequence-specific DNA binding; transcription coactivator activity. Gene Ontology annotation, biological process: positive regulation of transcription by RNA polymerase II; negative regulation of transcription by RNA polymerase II; transcription by RNA polymerase II. The transcript has 5 exons. NCBI's taxonomy places the organism in Eukaryota, Metazoa, Arthropoda, Insecta, Lepidoptera, Pyralidae.